UGCAGGGAUAUAACGGAAGUGCUAUAAUUGUAACUUCCGGUGAUUGCUGCGGCAAAUGUGACGGUGUAGUGGUGUUUAGAGCAACUUUUCGAAAGGAUUUCCACCAUGAGCUGCUCCAAGCCACAGACUUCUCAAUCGGACUCUGAACUGAUUGAAUGCAAAAUAUGUGAUGUUAAACUACAUAGGGAGACAAAUUAUAAAAUACAUUUAACAACAUCUCAACAUUUAAAGAAAGAGGAUGUGCUUGUGGCUUGUGGGAAGCUCAGAAGAGAUUAUAGUCUACCGAAAUGGGAAAAUAUGAAUGAUUAUUUUGAUUAUCUUCAGUUGGAUGAACCAUUAAUUGGAUUGCAGAAUGUUGCUGAAGUUGAUGUUAAGCCAGGUGAAGUUCCCAAGUACCUGUGUAGACUCUGCUUUUUUGAGGCAGAAAUGGCAGAUGUUGCAUUACAUAUUGUUGGAAAGAAACACAGGAAGAAAUAUUUGGAAACUCAUCGACCAGACUUGGUUACUUGGAGAACAGACGUCAUCACCGCACAACUCGGUAAAACCAUCCGAGCUCAAGCAGAGCUGCUCGAACAACAGGAAGGCAGGGGUGAAGUUGAGAAGCACUGGCAAUAUUGUGAAGGAGAACUUGGCAAGCCCUGCAGUACAUUCAAGCAGUCCAAAAAGAAUGCCAGUUCUAUACAGGAGCAGAAACCAAAAGCUGGAUACCUAAAAUCAUUGUUAGGCAAAAUGAGGAAGACCACAUGGAAUUCAUCUGAUGAACCAUUGUCAAUUGGAAAGGUCCUCGAUCAGUUAACAGCCUUUGCAGGAAAUCGGUCCAGUUCUCGUUCUUCUGUGGGUCUGGCAAGAGGAGAAAGGCGGACAUCAUAUGAUAUUGAAAGAGAUAAAUGUUAUUGGGACAGAGAUUUGGAAAGGCGGCCACUGGAUGAAUUCAGUAGGCAAUAUCCAGAACGAGAUUUUAGCAGGAAUUACUAUGAGGAUAAGCGACAAAGAUAUCCUGAUGGCGGGCGAAACAGAAGAUACAUUGAUGAGAGUUUAGAUGAACGAUACCACGAUAAUAUUUAUGAAAGAUAUCCUGAGAAGGAUGACCAUCGCUGGAAUGCUGAUGAAGAUCGAAGGUAUUUUGAAGAGAAAUGUAGAAGCAGGUAUCCAGAGAAGAGACGGGAUUCUGUUUACAAUUAUGAGGAAGGUUUUGAGAGGAGGAGUCUUAAUGAUAAUUGGUCUGAAAGAAGAUUUUCUCCUGAAAGGAAGAGGUUUGAAGGUGGUCCAGAUAAAUACAUGAUUGAAAAUGGUGCAGGGAGAAGGCUACUUGAAAGGGGCCCAAGAGAAGAACAUGAAGGUUGGCCAGAACCUUUAAAUGAAAGACCUUUGGAAAUGCAUGGUCCUGUGGAGGAGCCUGCUGGGCAAGGUAUGCGUGAAGGUUUGUUGGGAAGAUAUCCUUCUGACACUCAAGCUGGAAGGAGAUACAUAAACAUGACCUCAAAUGCCCAGUAUAAUCAAGAUCCACCUAAUGCAUUGUAUCCUGACGAUGCGUCUGAUAAAGGUUAUGUGCUAAAUAAGCCUCGUGAUAUACUAACAGCUGGAAGAUAUCCAGAAGAGCAGCCUUAUGAAGAGUUCUGUACAGAUACUUCCAGUCGAAGAUAUCCUGGCAAAAGGGGUCCUGAGAGCUAUUCUGAAGCAAUGCCUAAUCAACGAAUUGACUUUCAGAGGAAUGAAAGUUUUGGUAGCUCUUAUUCAAACAAAAGGCCCAGACUGGACCCUGUGUCCUCCAGAGAGAAAGAUAUUGAAAUAAAUAAUGUAGAAGAAGCUUCAUUCCUGAAGGAGAAACUGGUUCAUCUUUUGAAGGACUUUCAGUCAAAGCAACGGCAGUAUUUGGAUAUGAACAUAAAUGUUCAGCAGCCAGCCAUAUCUAAAGAUUAUAACCACCAAGGUGUUGGUGCAACUUUUGAAGAGGAGCAGCACAAUACUGGCAGCAGGAGCAGAUCGCCUAAUAGAAGAUUUUAUCCACCAAAUUCCCAGCUUGGCAAUGAGCCUCAGAUGAGGAGUAGGCAGUGGUCACCUGACAGAGGACAGGAUGCACCUUAUUAUGAAGCUCAACAGUACAAUGAAAUGAAAGCAGAUUACUCGAGACUGGCUCAGCCUUCAUCUUACAAUCCUCCUAUGUCUGACAGGGGUGAAAGAUGGAGGGGGGAGCCAAUGCAGUCUCUCAACUGGAUGGCAACAGAACAGCGUGGGGCAGCUGGUUCUGCAGAUAUGACAGCAUCGUCCAGCUACAGUUACUUUUCACGCGGAAUGAAGUAAUAUUUGUUAAAAUGAAAAAAUGUAGUACUUAGUAAGUGAAUUCCUUGACGUGACGAAUUAUUUUAUCUUUAUUCUGUCUGUGAAUUUACUUUUACUUGCUUAGCCAUUUCUAGGUUACAAUGAGCCAGCUGUCCUCUGUCAGUGCACAGAAAGCACGACCCUGACUGCAGGAAGCAGCAGACCAUCCAGCCAACCGUGUGUUUCACCUCCACAAAGCUCUCAAACAGAGGAUCAGUGUUCAUACUGUAAGAUACUGGAAUCUUUAACAGUAUCCAACAAAUCCUUUUCUCAUUUGACUUCCUGACCAAAGAAAACAUUUUCUUUCCCCAUCAGUCUUCUUUUAAAUUCCAUGACAGUAGAAGUUAUUUGUAAUGAACAGGUGUUUGUUGGCUCUUAUUGUUUUAAUGUUUUUUUGUUUGUUUUUUUUUUUUAUUAAAUGUGCAUAUUGCAGGUCUGAUCAUUUAGCCUCGUUUCAUUUGUAAGGUGGUGUUUUUCUGUGAAUUUUCAAAGAUUUAAUAAAGACACAUUAAACUCUCUUAA
This is a messenger RNA of Polypterus senegalus (gray bichir), 2841 nucleotides long. RefSeq lists its product as uncharacterized. The transcript has 15 exons. NCBI's taxonomy places the organism in Eukaryota, Metazoa, Chordata, Cladistia, Polypteriformes, Polypteridae. The record is from RefSeq and is a predicted model, not a curated record. Gene Ontology annotation, cellular component: precatalytic spliceosome. The coding region runs from base 106 to 2301 and encodes 731 amino acids. Gene Ontology annotation, molecular function: zinc ion binding; double-stranded RNA binding; single-stranded RNA binding.